Halichondria panicea is the source of this 1593-nucleotide messenger RNA. RefSeq names its product KICSTOR complex protein kaptin-like. The record is from RefSeq and is a predicted model, not a curated record. Gene Ontology annotation, molecular function: actin filament binding. Gene Ontology annotation, cellular component: lamellipodium; actin cytoskeleton; KICSTOR complex. Lineage: Eukaryota; Metazoa; Porifera; Demospongiae; Suberitida; Halichondriidae. The transcript has 9 exons. Bases 133 to 1491 code for a protein of 452 amino acids. Gene Ontology annotation, biological process: negative regulation of TORC1 signaling; cellular response to amino acid starvation; actin filament organization.
CCCUUUACCAUGCAGAAAUUUUUUAAUAAUCAUAGAGCUAGAGCUAGCUAGCUAUAGCCUCGAGACCAGCCGUUCGUUAUCUUAGCUAGAGCUAGCUAGAGAUCGAAAAGAGAACAUACAGUAGUCAUCAAGAUGUCAACAGUAUCUAUCAGUGAGAGUCCAGCUACUGGAGAGAGCCCAUUAAAUGAUGAGGGCUCCGUUCCUGUUCCAGACUGUCCAUUCCCGGUCCCAAGUCAGCAGGAGAUCAUUUUUCACGAGACCCAAUUUUUCCCUCUACAAAGACAGAGCAACAUCUAUGGGUUGCUGAACAUCUGUAUAAAUGGCCUAAACAAGCUGGUGGUGUCGACGCUGGGAGGAGAGAUCUUCUGUUUGGAGUACCACAAGCCCUCCGUCCAACGUCCACCCUCCCUCACACCUAUCACCUUCAAUUACAUACCAGCUGAUGCUGAGGUGAUCUCGAUAGAUGCAUGUGUGAGGGAGCCCAAUGGGAUUAUUGUGGGGGUCACUCUGAUAAAGAACUCUGAGCCGAAGGAGAUCUUCUUCAAUCUGUACGGGGUCAAAUGCGAUCCUGAAGCUCCCUUCAGCUGGGACAAGGUCGCAGAGGAUUGGCAACCUAUCAGUCUCAAGUUCACUCCUUUCCAACUCCUCCACACAAAGAUAUUGAUGGAUGGGGGCUGGGAGAAUGUAUUCUUGUUGCCGGGAGACGACCUCACAGUGCACUUGUACAGAGAAGCAAGACUUGCUGAGAACGACGGAGAAGCUCGGGAUCAGCUAGUGUUUCAAGAGGAGGGGUUGGAGGAGUUGUUCCCAGAGCUGGUGGACCUGCCUAGUAGUGUGACGUACAUGUGUCUGAAGGUGGUGGGUCAUCAGAGGAUAACUGCCCUCGGCUGUCAGGCCGGGUAUUGCAAGUGCUCCUUCACUGACCUCUUUACUAACACUGUGCUAAAGAGCUGGGACACAAGGAUGAUCGAUGGCCCCAUCACCUCCGUCAAGCUUUUCACUCUACACUCGUCAGCGGACCCUUCAGAUCUGAAUGACUAUCACCUCCUGGUGUGCUCGGCCAUUGAGUUGGGUGUGGUGUUCAUGAACGUGUUGGAGCGAGGUUUCGAACACUCGCAGAUCCUCCCCUCCUCUCACGCCCACGAUAGUGUCUUGUGUGCCACUGUGGGGGACCUUACGUGGGACGGCAGCAACGAACUUGUGCUGGGAACCUACGGAAAGAAGCUGUUGGUGUACAAGCACAGUGUUGAUCAGACUUCCUCUUCCCCGUGCUUCAAUCUGGUGUGGCAGAGAGGCUUUGCCCAUCCCAUCCACUGUGUGUGGUACGGUGACAUGACCCACGACGGACUCUCGGAACUGGUUGCCCUCUCAAUGGGCGGAGUGCAUAUAUUACAGCACGAUCUAGGACAAGCCAGCUCAGUCAUCUCAGAAAGACUCUCAUUAAUCAAGAACCAUACGAACAGUGAGAGCAAAUCUAGCCAACAUCACUGAUACAAUAAUUAAUAUUAUCACAUGCACUCAUAAUUAUGCUGUCACGUUAGUUUACAUUGAACACAUGAUAAUUACCGUAAAAAAAUUUUGGUACCUUCCCGA